CUAGCCAUAGUCACUAUUCUCGUAUUGUGUCAAAGCGUCUUUCUUUCAUAUUAUAUAUAUAGUAUUAAAUACUAGCACUUCUUAAGGUAGCGUUUUGAGUUCUGUGUCAGAGAAAAAGAGUGAGGUUUUGGAGCUUUGAAGUGAUGGCUUCCACGCUGGUACUGGUUCUGGUCUUCAUUUUUGAUUUGGUUGCUUUUGCUCUUGCUGUUGCUGCUGAGCAGAGGAGGACUACUGCACGGUUAGAAAAGCAAGCCGACUACACCUACUGUGUGUAUGACAAUGAUAUCGCAACUGGCUUAGGCUUGGGGGCAAUUAUUUUCUUGACAGCCAGUCAACUUCUUAUAAUGGUGUUGAGCCGAUGCUUGUGCUGUGGGAAGGCUUUGAGGCCGAGCAGUUCGAGGUCUUGGGCCAUAGCUCUGUUCAUUUCUAGCUGGGUCUUCUUUGUCAUUGCCGUGUCAUGUUUGCUCGGCGCAUCAGUGAGAAAUGCGUACCACACCAAGUACAGGAGAGCAUUUUCAUGUAAGGUAGUAAGGAAAGGUAUCUUUGGAGCCGGAGCUGCAUUUGUUGUGUUUACAGGUAUAGUCACAGAGCUCUUUUAUGUUAGCCACUCCAAGGCGAACGAUGGUCAGGCAACUUACGCCAGGGACACUGGUUUGAGAAUGGGGAACGUGUAGUAACUCUCACGAAGAGGAAAAAAGGAUCUAAAGAAAAAUACAGGCUGCUUAAACAUCUGGUUGGUAGGCCAUCAUUAUUGUGUAAUUUUUAUCUGUAAAAAAACAAUAAUAGAGCAUGCUAUUCACAAAAAUUAUUGUAUUUUAUUAAAGCUUGUAUGAGUUUCUCUAUUGGGUAUCAUCUUAUGGAGAAUUAUAUUAGAUGGAAGUUUCUGUGUGUGUUCUUUCAA
Messenger RNA from Humulus lupulus (European hop), 901 nucleotides. RefSeq lists its product as uncharacterized. The record is from RefSeq and is a predicted model, not a curated record. The transcript has 3 exons. Lineage: Eukaryota; Viridiplantae; Streptophyta; Magnoliopsida; Rosales; Cannabaceae. Bases 144 to 674 code for a protein of 176 amino acids.